Conger conger (European conger) is the source of this 3106-nucleotide messenger RNA. RefSeq names its product zinc finger (CCCH type), RNA-binding motif and serine/arginine rich 2 (gene zrsr2). NCBI's taxonomy places the organism in Eukaryota, Metazoa, Chordata, Actinopteri, Anguilliformes, Congridae. The record is from RefSeq and is a predicted model, not a curated record. The coding region runs from base 746 to 3046 and encodes 766 amino acids. Gene Ontology annotation, molecular function: pre-mRNA 3'-splice site binding; metal ion binding. Gene Ontology annotation, biological process: mRNA splicing, via spliceosome. The transcript is spliced from 11 exons. Gene Ontology annotation, cellular component: spliceosomal complex; U2AF complex.
UCAUCUUCCUGUUACAACAAGGGUGAACAGUCCAAGUGACUGUGACUGCAGGGCUACAAUAACUGAGUAGGAUUCACAUUUGGGACAUUGAACAGUUUGAGAUUACUCCUGACAAGAGCAGAAUUGUCAAAAGUAUAGUGAGAUCACCACUUGAAAACUAAGUUAAGGAUUACUUAGCUUUGAAUAACUCACUGUAAAUCCGGUUUAUCUGUUUCAUCCUGAAAAUGUGAAAUUCUGAACCUAAAAGCCACAAAAGUUCUUAUUCACAAAAAUAAUUAAAGCAUUACAUUCAAAUUCCUGAACCAGGAUGUUUGACACAGAUGUGCAAAAUAAUGUAGAGUAUAACAAUUAUUAAAUCCAAAACAAAUGAUCAAUCACAAUCAAAUCUGUUAAUACUUAGGGAGGAUGAAUGCACUAUUCAACUCUUGCUAUAAGAAAGAAACUCAACUCUCCUGACUGCACAAUUCUUUGGCAUUCCUACUGAUGAAAAUAUGCCCAUAACAAGUCACUCCGCACCUGGAAGAGAAGCUACCCAUGGCUACCAUAACGUUAGUACAUUAAGGGGGGUGGAAAACAGGUGAAGUCACAUGACAAGUCAUGACUAUGGAAAACUGCACGCAGAAACAUUCAAUUCCAUAGCAGUGUUAACGAUACCGCAAUCUCACAGUUCACCCUCCUGUACAGUAGGUGGCUGCCGUUGCAGUUUAUAUUCGUCGUUAAAAUACCAUAGAGGAAGAAUACAAAAAUGGCGAACACAGUCGUGUUUGGAGGAAAUGCAAUGCAGAAACGUGAACAACGCGGUCAAAAGCAACGUCGUGCCUCCUUUAAGAAAGAAAAAAGGAAAAGAAAACGUCAAGCCCUCGCAAAACUCAGAGAUUCGGAAUUACUAGAGGAUGAGCCAAGAGACGUACCGGAUAAUGAUAAUGACGAUGACGACGAAGAGGAGGAGAGGAAGGCUGAAGUGGAAAGACAGAGACUGCACCAGGAGUGGCUGCAGAGAGAGGCGCUCGCUCAGGAGGAGUUCCGGCUGAGAACGGAGAGGGAGGACGCGGCGCGAAAGAGACGGGAGGAUGAGGAGAGGCGGAUAAAGGAGGAAUGGGAGGAACAGCAGCGGAAAGAGAAGGAAGAGCGGGAUCGGAAGCAGCAGGAGAAGAUGGACAGAGAGGAAGCGGUACAGAAAAUGCUGGACCAAGCUGAAAGCCAGCUUCAGAGUACAGGUCCAUGGAAGAACCCUGAGGCCCCAGUGGAUUAUGGGACAGAGAAGGACAGGGCGAACUGCCCUUUCUUCCUCAAAACGGGAUCCUGCCGGUUUGGAGACAGGUGUUCCCGCGUUCACGUGCGCCCCACCGCCAGCACCACGCUGAUGGUGAAGGGCAUGUUCGUGACCUUCAGCAUGGAGCAGGUGCACCGGGACGACUACGACACGGACGCCAGCCUGGAGUACAGUGAGGACGACGUGCACCAGCACUUCCUGGACUUCUACCAGGACGUGCUUCCCGAGUUCAGGAACGUCGGGAAGGUGGUGCAGUUCAAGGUGAGCUGCAACUUUGAGCCUCACCUGAGGGGGAAUGUGUACGUCCAGUUCGAGACGGAGGAUCAGUGUCGGGAGGCCUUUGUCAAGUUUAAUGGCCGAUAUUACGCAGGAAAGCAGUUGCAGUGCGAGUUCUCGCCCGUCACAAGAUGGAAGACAGCCAUAUGUGGGCUGUUCGACAGGAACAAGUGCCCCAAAGGGAAGCACUGCAACUUCCUGCACGUGUACAGGAACCCCACCCGGGAAUUCUGGGAGGCAGACCGGGAUCUGCACACGUCUCCCAACGGCGCCUUCACCGGGUCGCGCUCCGAGCGUUUCUCAGAGCGCUUCUCAGAGCGGAGACCCUGGUCCAGCAGACGCUACGACCGCAGUCCCGACAGGAGCGGGGGCGGCAGGUGGCGAGGCCGUUACAGAGGGAGGAGGAGCCGCAGCCGAAGCAGGGAGAGGAGGAGGAGUCAAAGCAGGGAGAGGAGGAGGAGUCAAAGCAGGGAGAGGCGGAGGAGUCAAAGCAGGGAGAGGAGGAGGAGUCAAAGCAGGGAGAGGAGGAGGAGUCAAAGCAGGGAGAGGAGGAGGAGUCAAAGCAGGGAGAGGAAGAGCCGCAGAGAGGAGAGGCGGAGUCAAAGCAGGGAAGGGAGGAGCUGCAGAGAGGAGAGGCGGAGUCACAGCAGGGGGAGGAGUCGCAGUAAGGAUAGGAGAAGUCGCAGUAAGGAGAGGCGGAGUCAAAGCAGGGAGGGGCGGAGUCACAGUCGCGGGAGGUUGAGUCACAGCAGGGACCCGCAGCAGUCGGAGAGAGGCGGUGUCCGAGGGCGGAGGUCAGGCCAGGAGCGUCGCUCCCCCUCCCCGAGUGAGGACGGGGACGCAGCGAACGGGUCGCCCGGCCGGAAGGGUCCGGAAGGAGCGAAGAGGCGGAGGAGCGGCACCGGCAGCCCAAAGCCGGUGGACAAACGGGGCAGGAAGCCCUCGGAGGGCAGUCCUGCUCCGCGCCGCCACAAACGCUCCAAAAAGAGCGGCAAGAAGAAGAAGAGCAAGAAGAAGAAGAGGGAGAACAGGAGCGUCUCGCCCGCGGGGUCGAGCCUGUCUGAGGGAGAGGCCGCAAGCCGGCCCCUCUCCCCUCCGAACGAGGAGGACCCCAGGGUGGCUGCAAGCCAGUCCCUCUCCCCUCCGAACGAGGAGAACCCCAGAGAGGCCGUAGGCCAGCCCCUCUCCCCUCCGAACGAGGAGAACCCCAGAGAGGUCAUAGGCCAGCCCCUCUCCCCCCUGGGUGAGGAGAACCCCAGAGAGGCCAUAGGCCAGCCCCUCUCCCCCCUGGGUGAGGAGAAUGCCAGAGAGCCCGCAAGCCAGUCCCUCUCCCCUCAGAACGAGGAGAACCCAGGAGAACCCUCCCCAGGGGAGCCGCACCUCCUCCAGCACCUCCCCAAGGAGGCGCAGCAGGCAGGAGGCCACACUGACCCGCUGGAGGCAGAGGAGCAGAGCACCUCCUCCUUCAACCGCAACCAUAACGCAAUCUCCAGUUAAACAGGACGACUCCAGUUCAUAGAUUAAUAGCAUGUGUAAAUAAAGCUUAUUUUCAUAAUA